UACGAGGUUUGCGCGGAUCUUUCCAUUUCGUUGCUACCAAUGCGAAGGAGCGGGUUGGAAUUUACUGACCGCGGUAGAACAGUGAGUUAGGUGGUGAUGGUCGAAACUACUGGCUAAGAAGAUUAAUUUUUAACCAAAAGACUUCAACGUCUAUGGAUAUGCUGACAUUAAUUUGCGCCGUUGUGGCCCUGGUCAUCUUCCUGGUACUUUGGAUCCUGUUCAUCGUGUUCCCUUAUGACUACAGUUGGAUUCUCAGAAGAAGUGAUACGGAGAAAAUUGAGCUGAUACCUGGGCCAAAAACUGUACCUUUCUUUGGGAACAUAUUGAAAUUUAACGUUCCAGGGGAUCAGAUAAUUAAUGUAAUUGUUCAACUACAUAAGGAAUAUUCGCCAGUAUUUCGCAUCUGGAUUUUGGGAUUCCCCGAGGUGUUUAUUACAGAUCCAGAUGAUAUUGAAACGAUACUCAGCAGCAGAUCCCACAUCAAAAAGAGUGUGGAUUACUUACUUUUAGACCCGUGGCUAGGGGAAGGCUUACUCACCAGCUCAGGUAGUAAAUGGCAGGAACACCGCAAGAUCCUUACACCAACAUUCCAUUUCAAGAUUCUUGAGGAGUAUGUUCAGGUGUUCAACUCAAAUAGCCAGGUUCUGGUGCAGAAACUUCAAGAAUGUGUCGGACAGCCCUUCGUGGAUAUCAACUCACUUAUCACAAUGUGUACACUGGAUAUAAUCUGCGAAACAGCAAUGGGCAUAUCUGUCCACGCCCAGAGAGGUGGACAAGUGGAAUACAUUAAAGCUGUGAAAAGAAUUUCGGAGUUAUUUAUACAUCGGCAGAUGUCUCCAUGGCUGCACAGACGUUUCAUUUUCAAACUCACCCCUUCUGGUCUAGAGCAGGCCCGAGUGCUCAAAACUCUACAUGGCUUCACUGAAAAAGUAAUAUGGGAGAGAAGAGCUGAACAUAGAGCGAGCACACAGAGUGAUCUCAGAACAGUUUCAGCUGAACAGACAGGUAAGAAAAAGCAUAUGAAUUUCCUUGACCUGCUGAUAGAUGUCUCAGAGGAAGAAGGACUGUUGACAGAUACUGACAUUAGAGAACAAGUGGACACAUUCAUGUUUGAGGGUCAUGAUACUACAUCUGCAGCCAUAUCCUGGGCUCUUUUCACACUUGGUUCAUAUCCUGAUGUUCAGGAAAAGGUAAUGAAUGAACUGAAAGAGAUUUUUGGGGAUUCUGACAGAGAGGCAACAUAUGAUGAUCUCCAAAAGAUGAAAUACAUGGAACAAGUCAUCAAAGAAACACUGAGACUCUAUCCCAGUGUUCCAGGAUUCAGCAGGAAACUUGACAUGAAUGUGCAAAUAAAGAACUACACUAUCCCUGCUGGGACAUGCGUUCCUAUUAUUCCAUAUGUGAUACAUCGAAACCCAAAGGUAUUUCCCAAUCCAGAAGAAUUCAACCCUGACCACUUCUUGCCUGGACGAAUUCAGGGUCGACAUCCAUUUGCUUAUAUUCCAUUCAGUGCUGGACCCAGGAAUUGCAUUGGUCAGCGCUUUGCUCUACUUGAAGAGAAGGCUGUCUUGUCCACUGUAUUGAGAAAAUUCAAGUUGGAGUCCCUGGACAGAAGGGAAGACAUUGACUUGAUGUUUCAGCUAAUACUAAAACCAAAACAUGGGCUCAGGAUUAAGAUUACACCAAGAUAAACAAAUAACUGCAGUUACACAGCUCUGGAUGGAGUGAUAGCGAAGAUGCAGGUAAUGAAGAAACAGGUGUAAGGAAAACAGUAGCCAGGGACAGUGUAUUGUGACGUGUUAAGCUAUGGAUGAUGCCCCCCCCCCUCGCCAGCGGUGAUGCGCUGAGCGGAGCCAAGCGAGCCGAGUCCCAGCACGCUGGUCACUAUGCAACACGAGUCAACAGCGGUGACGUCACCAAGGGAUAUCGCGGUU
Messenger RNA from Cryptotermes secundus, 1934 nucleotides. RefSeq names its product cytochrome P450 4C1. The coding region runs from base 153 to 1691 and encodes 512 amino acids. Lineage: Eukaryota; Metazoa; Arthropoda; Insecta; Blattodea; Kalotermitidae. The record is from RefSeq and is a predicted model, not a curated record. Gene Ontology annotation, molecular function: heme binding; monooxygenase activity; oxidoreductase activity, acting on paired donors, with incorporation or reduction of molecular oxygen. The transcript is spliced from 14 exons.